Saccoglossus kowalevskii is the source of this 2654-nucleotide messenger RNA. RefSeq lists its product as uncharacterized. Gene Ontology annotation, cellular component: cilium; stereocilia ankle link complex; plasma membrane. The record is from RefSeq and is a predicted model, not a curated record. Gene Ontology annotation, molecular function: protein binding. NCBI's taxonomy places the organism in Eukaryota, Metazoa, Hemichordata, Enteropneusta, Harrimaniidae.
AAAAUACCCGGAUGUAAUACGCUGGCUCGUUUACUACACACACUCGCUAUUUUCACGAAAAUCGACGUGGGACUGGAUUAGAUCUGCGAAAUAAAAACAUCGUCGAGAUGACCGUCUUUUAAGGGGGUCUACAAAUACAGGCUUUAACGCUUGGAUGAGAUGUUUUGUCGUCUGGGACUGGUGCAGUUUUACAAACACUGUUAAAUGUGGAUUUAGUGUCGACUGGAUGAGGUGGUGUACGUUACUACGUCGGAGAGAGCGGUGAUAAUUAAUGACGCAGAAGAAAAUGUACUUUUGUUACUGAAUCGGAAUGCUUAAAUAUGUUGAACAUGUCACAACAUGACCGUUCACUGUAACUACCGAACUGCAACGCAGUCAUCAUAAAUAAUGUAGUGAAGAUUUGUAUAGCAUGUGACGAUUACUAUUAUACCACUUUUCAAAGUACGUACUAAGAUUGUUUUUAAAGGAUAAUAAUUGAACAGGAUAUCUUCUGUAAUAUGUCGCACAGUGGAGGGAAGAAAGUGCGAACGUUAGCACAUCAAUUGCUGGAUCAAGAUGAAUGUAUGGCACUGAAAACGGCGAUGAGAAGUUUCUGCGAAAACCACUCAGUAUUAGCGUUUUGUACAGCAUUACAUGCCAUACUUAACACAACCGAAAAGCAAACCAUUCUCAGCGAACUAUACGUAAUGGUGCCAGAUCAUUUGAAAACAAGUUUCCAGCAGUUGUGCGAUUUGAAUUUUGGAACUAAUAUUGGUCUAAGCGUAGAACUAACGGAUAACGAUGGACAAUCACAUGAGCCUCAAAUGAGAUCUGCGACAGACUCCCAACUCAGGCGAAGCAUUUCAGAGACAGAUCAGAGACGUAAGAAGAAGGAUGCGAAAGAUGAAGGCAGCAAGAAAAGAGAUAAAAAAGAUAGAAAGAGAACUAAAAGCGAACAUGAUGUAGUCACAGAAUUGCUAAAUGUCAGCAGUGAAAAUGAUAAUAUCGUGACAACGAAAGAAGUGAAAGUAAGGAAAGUCAAAUUGGAACAUAAAAACGGACAUAGUUUAGGGUUUUGUAUUCGUGGCGGUGUGGAUUUGAGAACUGGAAUCUUUAUUUCACAAGUUGAUUCUGGAAGUCAGGCACAGAAAAAGGGUCUGAAAACUGGAGAAAGAAUAUUAAAAGUGAAUGACACAGCAUUUAAGAAUAUCACGCAUGCAGAGGCCGUAGUGGCAUUGAAGUCAGCACAGAAACUGACAUUAUAUGUAGCACCUUUGGGUCAGAUGCCUGGUGCUAACCAUCAUAUCCUCUCGUCUCAUCUGGGGAGUGGUGAUGGAGAUGCUCUGUCUCCUAGCAACAAAAGUAACAAGAAGAAAAAUAUUAUCUUAGUUGCUGAUGACGAUGGAUGGCUUGGCUGUAGUAUCAGAGGUGGAACUGAUUACAAUAUGGACGUUACCGUGGCAAAUGUGGAUCCUAUGUCGCCGGCACAUCGAGCAGGAUUGAAACGAGGACAGCAGAUACUUGGGGUUAAUGAUGUCGAUGUGAGAACUCUUACACACCUACAAAUUGUCAACUUAGUCACUGCUUCCAAUGUUGUCAAAUUUAUUGUCUUGCCACCAAGUCGAUCUGGAAGAUCUAGCUCUAUCUCAACCUGUCCCAGACAACGCAGGUCAGAAAGCUUAGAUAGAAUGGCAGGUAAUAACAGACAUCAAUCAAGGACAUUGCCAACACAAAAAAUCAUGAGGCGGAACAGUUCUCCAGCAAAAUCACAGCCAGACCAACUAUUGCAUCAACCGCCAAGACCAACAACGCCACUACGAGCUGGACAAAUACCACAUCAGAUAUUAGAGCAAGAGCUGCAGUCCACAACACCUCUGACAAGUUCCACUCCACUACCUCCAACUGAUCAUCCAGCAUUACUCAGGAACAGGGACUUGAUAACAACCGAGAGGACGAGUAGCGCCCUCAACCAUACUUAUCAAGAACUUCAGGAUCUACCUGAUAUUCAAGUAGAUGCACGCAAUGUGAUUGUACACAGAACAAAUGCAUCAGAAAGAUGCAUUGAAAACGACACUGCAGCAUCCCCGCACGGUCUUUCAAAAGAGCAAGAAGAGAAGUUAGCCAGGCUUCAGCAGGGAACGCUAGGACGUAAUAUGGACCGGCAGUUGAAAAACGUUCUAUCGCCACCAAAGUUCUCGGAGGAGAACCUGGCAGAAUGGCACUGCGACAGCAAGGUGCAUGUCAAAAAUUUGUUCAAUUCGUCAAACGAGAAACUGCAAAAUGAUGACAGCUUGGAAGAACUCGAUCUGCCGAUGUUCUCACCAAAAUCUGAAAUUAUGCAAAGUGGCAACACUGGCAGGACACAAUUAAAGAUGAAUAUUACAAGUAUUCCUGAUGGAAGUCGGUCCUUAUCAAUGGUGAUACCACUUUACGAUACACAUGUGGACAGUUAUAGUAAAGUGCUGAACUUACCAGUUGGCGAGACGAUUCAGAAUGACGUAAUCAAAGGUCUUCCAAAAUCCACAAUGCCAGAGAAAGAGUUAGCACAUACAAUAAGUGAUGUGAAAGUUGACGUGCAUAGACGCUCAUCUCUCAAUGCACAGCCCAAUAUCGUCACUAAUGAAUCACCAAACGUUGAUAGCACAGAGAAAGGAAAUGACUGGCGAUUGUGGUGA